AAAUUUUCUACGGCAUCAUAGUCUUCAAAAUUUUCAUUUUAACUCGUAGCACCGCAACUUGUCUUGUGUGAACUGAACUCUUCCUUGAUCUGAAGUUCCAAACUGAAACAACAAAAACAUAAAAAUGAUUACUCACACUCUCUUCUCUGCUAAUAAUCCUCUUCCUACUUCACCAUUCUUCCACUCUAAAGUUGAAAAGCAAUGGCUUCUUCAGAGCUUUGCUUUGAAAGCAAAGCCAAUUCAGUUGAGAGUUUCAAAUGGCUGCAGAGUAAGAUCAUGUUUGGGUUCUGAUAAAUCAAUCGAAAUCCCUCACCAAUGGUACAAUCUAAUUGCGGAUCUUCCGGUUAAGCCUCCUCCCCCGUUGCAUCCCAAGACUUAUGAACCAAUCAAACCGGAAGACUUGUCACCUCUUUUUCCAGAUGAACUAAUCAAACAGGAAGUUACCGGUGACAGAUUCAUCGAUAUACCGGAUGAAGUCCGCGAUAUCUACAGCCUUUGGCGCCCUACGCCUCUUAUCAGAGCUAAGAGGCUGGAGAAGCUUCUAGAAACACCUGCUAGGAUUUACUACAAGUAUGAAGGCGUAAGCCCGGCCGGAUCGCACAAACCGAACUCUGCUGUUCCACAAGCCUGGUAUAAUGUGCAAGAAGGUGUCAAGAAUGUUGUGACAGAAACUGGUGCUGGACAAUGGGGAAGUGCAUUAGCCUUCGCUUGCAGUCUAUUUGGCCUUGGCUGUGAGGUGUGGCAAGUGCGCGCAUCUUACGAUCAAAAACCAUACCGGAGACUGAUGAUGCAAACAUGGGGAGCAAAGGUACACCCAUCUCCAUCAAUGAUCACUGAGGCAGGUCAAAGCAUGCUUCAAAAGGAUCCAUCAAGCCCAGGGAGUUUAGGCAUAGCCAUAUCAGAAGCCGUGGAAGUUGCAGCGAAAAAUGCUGAUACAAAGUAUUGUUUAGGGAGUGUUCUGAAUCAUGUUCUGCUCCACCAGAGUGUUAUAGGAGAAGAGUGCCUUAAACAAAUGGAAGCCAUUGGAGAAACCCCUGACAUCAUCAUAGGGUGUACCGGCGGCGGAUCCAACUUCGCAGGACUUAGUUUUCCAUUCAUUCGCGAGAAGCUUAACAAGAAGAUCAACCCUGUCAUUAGAGCAGUUGAGCCUGCAGCAUGUCCUUCAUUGACAAAAGGAGUGUAUACUUAUGAUUAUGGUGAUACGGUGGGGAUGACUCCGUUGAUGAAAAUGCACACACUUGGACACAACUUUGUUCCUGAUCCAAUUCAUGCUGGGGGCUUGCGCUACCAUGGGAUGGCACCAUUGAUCUCACAUGUUUAUGAGUUGGGAUUAAUGGAAGCAAUUUCAAUUCCACAAAUUGAGUGCUUUCAAGGUGCUAUACAAUUUGCAAGGAGUGAAGGGUUGAUACCAGCACCUGAACCAACUCAUGCCAUAGCUGCAACCAUUAGGGAAGCCCUUCAUUGCAAAGUGACCGGUGAAGCAAAGGUUAUUCUGACAGCAAUGUGUGGACAUGGGCAUUUCGAUCUUCCAGCUUAUGAGAAGUACUUGCAGGGUAACAUGGUUGAUCUCUCAUUCUCAGAGGAAAAGAUGAAGGCUUCAUUGGCCAAUGUUCCUCAUAUCACAGCUUAAGAGGCAGUACCAACAGCGAUUAACUAUUUGGAAGCUUUGAUAGUUGAGAGAAGAUACAAGUACACACAGAUAAAUAAUUCAUGUUUGUUGAGUCUGCAGCGGAAUUUUGACUUCUAAUAGCUACAAAAUAAUAUGAAAUUGAAUACUAGUCACAAUAAUGCACUCGCUAUAUAAUUACUAAA
Molecule: messenger RNA, 1812 nt
Organism: Arachis ipaensis
Lineage: Eukaryota; Viridiplantae; Streptophyta; Magnoliopsida; Fabales; Fabaceae
Gene: TSBTYPE2
Product: tryptophan synthase beta type 2
Biological process (GO): L-tryptophan biosynthetic process
Cellular component (GO): cytoplasm
Molecular function (GO): L-serine hydro-lyase (adding indole, L-tryptophan-forming) activity; tryptophan synthase activity; pyridoxal phosphate binding
Source: RefSeq, a predicted model, not a curated record